CAUUGCAAAGCGUAAUGGCUGUUUCCUCGCUGUUUAGAUCAACAACCCUGACAUGAGAGUUCAGAUCCUGAAGGACUUUGUGAAGCAGAACUUCCCUGCCACCCAGCUGCUGGACUACGCUUUGGAUGUGGAGAAGAUCACAACCUCCAAGAAACCAAACCUCAUCCUCAACGUGGACGGCUUCAUUGGGGUGGCCUUCGUGGACCUGCUGAGGACAUGUGGUGUAUUCACACGGGACGAGGCUGACGAGUUUGUGGAGAUCGGGGCUCUGAACGGGAUCUUCGUGCUGGGCAGAAGCAUGGGUUUUAUCGGGCACUACCUAGACCAGAAGCGGCUGAAGCAGGGCCUGUACAGGCACCCAUGGGACGACAUCUCCUACGUGCUUCCUGAACACAUGUCCAUGUAACCACGGCGACUCCAGAGCCAGCCCCUUGAGGCCUAGUACCACAACUGUCUUACUUCUGUUGCCAUUAAAAUGACCUGGGGGGGGAUUCAUCAGUCACAGCAGAAGGGGAGCCAUGACCAUUACAAGUGAUUUAGCCUCAGAAGUCAAUGUAAUCAAUGUGAACACAUUCAUUGCCAUUUAAAACAGAGGUCCUGCCAGGAGCAUUCCAAUAGUAUCGGUGUUAAAUUGUAGUUGUCUUAAUUUCCCAUGUAAUUUUUGUGGACCUCAAUUAUAUCCUUUCUACCACAACUUUCCAUUGCAAAGGAAGUCCUUCCAUCCAAACAUAGUAUUAUAGUUCCUAAUAAUUCUGCUACUAUUUGCUGUACGUAUCUGACUACAUGUUUAAAGGUCCAUGCUGUGCCAUGGCAAAUGUUGCGUUGCCUUGUGUUGUCUUAGAAUUGGCUUUUAUAUUUGUUGCCAUGAUACAAAAAAAAAUCUAAUUAAAAAAGAAAUCUACUGUUUGCAAACGUCACAAUAUCUUAUAUAUAGGAACAAAUGAAGAUACAUAUGUAGAAAGCUGUAUGCAUAUAUAUAGAAACAAAUGAAGAUACAUGUGUAGAGUAUGCAUGUAUGUGAUUAGAAAGGAUGCAGUGAUUAACGGGCCUACACUUUAAAUGGAGAAUUUACCUGCUCUUAGUAUUGCUUCAGCUACUGUACAUCAUGUGACUCCCUGUUUAUGCCACAAAGGUGUAGAUUUAAAGCAGAUCCUGGUUUCCUUCUAAAAAGCAGGAUCUAUGGUCAUGUGAGAAGCCAUGAAUAUCAUGAGCUCACAGGCAUGUGCACCUACAGCCCACUGCAACCAAGCCAAAUGAAGAUUACUCAUCAGUACUGUGCAAGGGCCUGUGGUAGCAGAGAGGUUUCCUGUGUAUCUCCACUGUGCUCGCUGUAGGCCCGCUGGACCCCUUUGUGCAGCUGAGUUUAUGACACAUCCUCUGUGGAAGCUAAUUGAACAGCACCCUGUGUGUGUGUGUGUUUGUGUGUGUGUGUGUGUGUGUGUUCCAUUGACUGUAUAUGUUGAAAGAUGUCUUUGACAAGGUCUUACUUUUGUGUUCGUGUUAUUGUUGCUAUUAAUAUGAAGUCAGAAUUGUAGUAUAAUAAAGAAAACUACUCCGCUAUA
Anguilla rostrata (American eel) is the source of this 1562-nucleotide messenger RNA. Its product is annotated as ATP-citrate synthase-like. Gene Ontology annotation, biological process: fatty acid biosynthetic process; acetyl-CoA biosynthetic process; tricarboxylic acid cycle. Lineage: Eukaryota; Metazoa; Chordata; Actinopteri; Anguilliformes; Anguillidae. Gene Ontology annotation, cellular component: cytosol. Gene Ontology annotation, molecular function: ATP citrate synthase activity. The coding region runs from base 53 to 406 and encodes 117 amino acids. The record is from RefSeq and is a predicted model, not a curated record. The transcript is spliced from 4 exons.